Sorex fumeus (smoky shrew) is the source of this 2702-nucleotide messenger RNA. It is a transcript of the gene ANP32E, whose product is annotated as acidic nuclear phosphoprotein 32 family member E. Gene Ontology annotation, cellular component: nucleus. The record is from RefSeq and is a predicted model, not a curated record. Gene Ontology annotation, molecular function: histone binding; phosphatase inhibitor activity. Gene Ontology annotation, biological process: regulation of apoptotic process. The transcript has 7 exons. Bases 54 to 857 code for a protein of 267 amino acids. NCBI's taxonomy places the organism in Eukaryota, Metazoa, Chordata, Mammalia, Eulipotyphla, Soricidae.
CCGUCCAUCCCCCGGCGCGGGCGGUCCCCGGGGGGGCGCAGCCGCGCGAGGACAUGGAGAUGAAGAAGAAGAUCCACCUGGAGUUGCGGAACCGCGCCCCGGAGGAGGUGACAGAGCUGGUCCUGGACAAUUGCCUGUGUGUGAACGGGGAGAUCGAGGGCCUCAAUGACACUUUCAAGAAAUUGGAGUUUCUGAGCAUGGCAAACGUUGAGCUCAGCUCACUGGCCAGACUGCCCAGCUUGAAUAAACUGCGAAAGCUGGAACUCAGUGACAAUAUCAUUUCUGGAGGCCUGGAGGUCCUGGCCGAAAAGUGCCCCAAUCUCACCUACCUCAAUCUGAGCGGGAACAAGAUCAAGGACCUCAGCACCGUGGAAGCUCUGCAAAAUCUGAAAAAUUUAAAAAGUCUUGACUUGUUUAACUGUGAGAUCACAAACCUGGAAGAUUACAGAGAAAGUAUUUUUGAGCUUCUGCAGCAAAUCACGUACUUGGAUGGAUUCGAUCAGGAGGAUAAUGAAGCCCCAGACACGGAGGAUGAGGAGGAUGAGGAUGGAGAUGAAGAGGAAGAUGAAGAGGAAGAUGAAGCUGGCCCUGGGUAUGGAUGUGGGGAAGGUUACGAGGAAGAGGAUGAUGAAGAGGAUGACGAUGACGACGAUGACGACGACGACGAUGAAGACGAGGAUGCAGGCUCGGAAUUGGGAGAGGGAGAAGAGGAAGUGGGCCUCUCCUACUUAAUGAAGGAAGAAAUUCAGGAUGAAGAAGAUGAUGACGACUAUGUUGAAGAAGGGGAAGAAGAAGGCGUCCGAGGGGAAAAAAGAAAACGAGAUGUUGAGGAUGACGGAGAGGACGAGGAUGACUAGACCGGAAGGAAGGCGGGUCCCCUGGCAGCCGGCACAGGAUGCUGACUUCUUUGUUACUUCAUGUACAAUAGCUAUCCCUACAGAUAAUAAUGUGUAACUUUUUAUAGGAAAAGCGUGGUUUUACUAUUUUUGCCUUAUCAUUCCAAGUAAAAUUUACUAGCUUGUUAAUGAUCAUCUUGUAUGUCAGAGAAAAAUUUCCAUUGGCCACAUUGUGAAAUUCCCUAGCAAAUUUAUUUAGAAUCGUACUUUUUCUAUUUCAGGGUCACCGUAGUUGGGUGCAUUUCAUGCCUACAGAUUUAAAGUUAUUUAUAAAUGAACAGAAAUCACAAUUGGCUAAAGUAUUUAAAAGAGUUUCUUAAAUGAUGGGUUGGUGAUUUUAUUUUUUUAGCAGUAACCCAGAGCAAUUUAGUUUGAAGGCAACAAUGGUGUGUGUUUUGUUUUUUUGGGGGGGGGCUGUUCUUGUUACAUCAAUAUCUUGGAAACUCAUGUAGGCACAGUCUAGAUAGGAAGUGUUCUGUACAAUAUAGUUUGGGGUUUUGUGGAGGCUUCUGAAAUCUUUUAACUAGGUGGCUAAUGAGAUUUUAUUUUUGGAGGAAGGAUCACUUACAAUAAGUUCCCAGAUAAGUGGCCAGUUCUUCUCUAACUUGAAGAGCCUGGUAUGCCAACGGUUGUUUUGUUUCUAAGUAUGUGGGCUUUAUUUUCCAAUCACUGAUUCCUUUAUGAUCAUGUCCCUUCUCGCACUCUUUUAAAAAACUUUUUUUAGUGACUUACAGAAAACCAGGAAAAUCUUAUACCUCAACCGCCUUUUCAUACCCAUCUCGGUUGUAAUUGAGCUAAUGAGGGAGACCGAGUGUCUUCUGAGACGUGUCUGUUCGCAGCGCCGUGGUACUUGGGAAGUGUCUCUGGGUUAGCUGCACGGACACACUCUCACUGGGAUGAAGAAAGAAAAGUGAAAGAGGCUUUUAGAACUAGCAUCAGCGUUUUUCAGAAUUAAUUGAAAUAUACUGGACAAUUGGGAAAAUAUUCUAAAUAUUAAACUUUAUUUCCCCCUCAAGUAAAUAGCAUUUAAAAAGCUACUUGAGUGUGUGUGUUUCCCUCGGUGGCUCCUGGAGGCCUCGUGAGAAGACAAGUCAGCCCCAGUGGUGACUCAGUGUUCAGGGCCAUUUGUUUCUGAAUUUUGGCAUCUCAAUAUUUUUUAUCUUUGUUCUGAAUGUACUUUUAAAGUAAGUGUCAACUUAGUUGAAGUUUCCCUACCACAUCGGAGCACAUUUAAGUUACUAAGUGUAGUAUUGCUUCUUUGUUUUAAAUAUAUGACUUGGGGUUUUAAAGUAGAAACUAUGAAUUUUUGUGGAUCAACUAAAAAAAGAUGCACAGCUGACUGAACUCAGAUUCUUGGGAUUAGUUUAGUGGAAGUAUUGAAGUAUCCAAAAGGCUAGCAUUUUUUGUUCCUUUUAACUAAAUGAAAUGCCCAAUUUUAGUCCUGAGUAUGUGUUCUCAUUACAUUGUAUACAAGAUCAUAAAAUGCUUUUAAAAUGUUAAAGCUAACAAUUGACUUUAUCAAUCAUUGUAUUAUGCAAUCUAAAUUAGAAGUUUUUUGCUUGAAAAAACUCUUAGACCCUUCAGAUAACUUUUUAAGACUUGUUUAGUUUUGUGGGUGGUAUUUUCAUGCAGAUAAGUAAGGGUGGGUUUUAUAUUUUGUAGAAGUUUUUGGUCCUAUUUUAAUGCUCUUGUAUGGCAGAAUGUAUAUAGUGUGUUAAAUUCCUUAAAACUGUCCUUUUAAAACUUUGAAGUUAAUACUUUUGUGCAACUGUGUUUUGAAUAAAGCCAUGACAGUGUUAAAAACAA